AAAACAUUCCCUUAUGUUUCCAAAAACAUUUCCCUUCCUUAAUCUUCCUUAACCAGAGCGGGUUGUAUAAGCACAAACCCUAAUUCCUUUUCUCUCUUCCGCCUCCACGAUCUCUCUUCUCCCUCGUCAUCCCCGUCUCUCCCGUUCGCAAAGGUAACGCCGCCGUCGGUGUUUGCGGUACCGAUAACGUCGUUCUCGGCGUCGAGAAGAAAUCCACCGCCAAACUCCAAGACUCUAGGUUGUGGUUUAUGAAUCGUUGUCGAUUUGUUGAUGUUACCACCGUAAAGCAACUUGCGUGCCAAGUGUUCGUGAGGUGUGCUUUGAAGAUUUCCUGUGAUUUGAAGUCAAUAGCAACAUGGGAAGUUGAUGGAAUUGGCUUAGCAACAGGAGUUCUUGUCUCCAUGUAUCUUCUUUUUGCCUUUCCGGUAACAUCUGUUUUGUGUAUUCUCAACUGGUUUGAUAUUCCCCUCUUGUCUCUUGUCUCAAAGUUGUAUGAGAUCUGUGCUGCAAAUCAUUGGAAGCCUCCUGUGUUUGAAUGUUGUAAAGAGGAAGGACCAUGUCAUUGCAGAAUGACUUUGAAGCUCGCCACACCUACAUGAUACUUGCUAACUAAAAGCCUUGUGUGAAGUGCAAGUGACAUUUCGCAGCAAUUAUACGUAUUUCUCAAUAAUUGUUGUCGCUGCAAAAAUUUAAUUUUCUUGUAGUGUGUUGUAAAAACAUAAUUAUUUGUAAUGAUUUUGAUUGAUCACUCAUUUGAGCAGCAACCCUUUGGCAUAGUUCUUAUUUUAAUAUGCAUUGAUCA
This is a messenger RNA of Vicia villosa (hairy vetch), 802 nucleotides long. RefSeq lists its product as uncharacterized. Lineage: Eukaryota; Viridiplantae; Streptophyta; Magnoliopsida; Fabales; Fabaceae. The transcript has 6 exons. The record is from RefSeq and is a predicted model, not a curated record. Bases 249 to 599 code for a protein of 116 amino acids.